UCACCCUUCUCUCUCUCUGUUUUCUAGAUUUCAAGGUCGAUCGCUCCUUCCUCGUCUCCGCUGCCCUGUUCUUGAUCUCGUAAGACCGUCGGGGAUGUCUCCCUCGCGAAUGGUGGAAGUAAUGGAGAACGGUGGCCGCGAGGUCAUGGUGCUGCGCAAGGUUGACUCGCGCGCCUCCAUCACGGAGGCGGACGACCUCGACCUGGCGCGGCUGCCCGACCGACCGCGGCUCAAGAUCGAGCGGAAGAGGUCGUUCGACGAACGCUCGCUAAGCGAGCACUUGGCCGGGGGGAAUCUCCGGAAGGUCGACAGCAUCGAAAGCAUUUUCUCCAUCGGCGGGCCGAGAUCUGUGCUGGACUCGCCGGUCUCGUCGACGUACCUCUCUUUCGAACCGCAUCCGAUGCUUGCGGAGGCCUGGGACGCUCUCCGGAAGUCCAUCGUGCUCUUCCGGGGUCAACCAGUGGGCACCAUCGCCGCUUUGGAUCACUCAUCUGAAGAGGUCCUCAAUUAUGAUCAGGUUUUCGUCCGUGACUUUGUACCAAGUGCUAUGGCUUUCCUGAUGAACGGAGAGCAUGACAUAGUGAAAAACUUCCUCGUGAAGACUCUCCACCUCCAGGGGUGGGAGAAGAAGAUCGAUCGAUUCAAGCUCGGGGAAGGUGUUAUGCCUGCGAGCUUCAAAGUUCUCCACGAUCCCAUUAGGAAAACCGACAAUUUGAUCGCAGAUUUUGGUGAUAGUGCAAUCGGAAGGGUUGCACCUGUGGAUUCUGGUUUCUGGUGGAUCAUUCUUCUCCGGGCGUACACAAAGGCUACCGGGGACAUGACUCUGGCAGAAUCACCGGCGUGCCAGAGAGGGAUGAGGCUCAUACUAGCUCUGUGCUUGUCCGAAGGUUUCGACACAUUCCCGACCUUGCUCUGCGCAGACGGAUGCUCUAUGAUCGAUCGAAGAAUGGGCGUUUACGGUUACCCUAUCGAAAUCCAAGCCCUUUUCUUCAUGGCAUUGCGAUGUGCUUUAUCCAUGCUCAAAGAAGACGGCGAAGGGAAGGAGUUCAUCGAGAGAAUAGACAUACGGUUGCAAGCCCUGAGCUAUCACAUGCGGAGCUAUUUCUGGCUCGAUUUCCAGCAGCUCAACGUUAUUUACAGAUACAAAACAGAGGAGUACUCCCACACGGCAGUCAACAAGUUCAAUGUCAUUCCGGACUCCAUCCCCGACUGGAUCUUCGACUUCAUGCCGAGCCGCGGUGGAUACUUCAUUGGGAACGUGAGCCCUGCAAAAAUGGACUUUAGGUGGUUUGCUCUCGGCAACUGCAUUGCCAUCCUAUCAUCUCUCGCGACUCCGGAGCAGUCUGCGGCGAUCAUGGAUCUGCUGGAAGAAAGAUGGGAGGAGCUCGUCGGAGAGAUGCCACUGAAGAUUGCAUACCCUGCUUUGGAGAGUCAUGAAUGGCGGAUUAUAACUGGAUCUGACCCUAAAAACACCAGAUGGAGCUACCACAAUGGAGGAAGUUGGCCCGUGCUCCUCUGGCUCUUCACUGCAGCAUGUAUCAAAACCGGUCGGCCCCAAAUUGCCCGACGCGCGAUCCAUCUAGCAGAAAGCAGGCUGUCCAAGGACGGUUGGCCGGAGUACUACGACGGCAAGCUCGGUCGGUACAUCGGGAAACAAGCGAGGAAGUUUCAGACAUGGUCGAUCGCAGGUUACUUGGUAGCAAAAAUGAUGCUGGAAGACCCUUCGCAUCUGGGUAUGGUCUCUCUCGAGGAGGACAGAGCAAUGAAGCCCCCCGUAAAGAGGUCUGCUUCAUGGACUAACUGAAGGCAGGAGAGCCUGGGAAGGAGAAAACUAAUGCUUUACACCGUUCUUUCAAAUAAAUGUCCUUAUGGUAAAUGUAUAAUAUAGCGAUAGAAAAGUCUUGUAGUUUCCUUUCAGUAGAUGGACAGCUCUGGCAUCACCAAUUUUUAAAUAGUUAAUAUAUUUACAGGAGUCAAUGCAGUGAUGUCUGAAUAAGUAUUUAUUGCAAUAGGGUUGGAUCAUU
Messenger RNA from Zingiber officinale, 2024 nucleotides. RefSeq names its product probable alkaline/neutral invertase D. The record is from RefSeq and is a predicted model, not a curated record. Bases 95 to 1804 code for a protein of 569 amino acids. Lineage: Eukaryota; Viridiplantae; Streptophyta; Magnoliopsida; Zingiberales; Zingiberaceae. Gene Ontology annotation, biological process: sucrose catabolic process. Gene Ontology annotation, molecular function: endo-alpha-N-acetylgalactosaminidase activity; sucrose alpha-glucosidase activity. The transcript is spliced from 5 exons.